Molecule: messenger RNA, 1554 nt
Organism: Solea senegalensis (Senegalese sole)
Lineage: Eukaryota; Metazoa; Chordata; Actinopteri; Pleuronectiformes; Soleidae
Product: polyubiquitin-like
Exons: 2
Coding region: 1-1554 (517 amino acids)
Biological process (GO): protein ubiquitination; modification-dependent protein catabolic process
Cellular component (GO): nucleus; cytoplasm
Molecular function (GO): ubiquitin protein ligase binding; protein tag activity
Source: RefSeq, a predicted model, not a curated record
AUGCAGAUCUUUGUAAAAACUCUGACCGGUAAAACCAUUACCCUGGAGGUGGAGACCAGUGACACAAUUGAAAAUGUUAAGGCCAAAAUCCAGGAUAAGGAGGGCAUUCCUCCAGACCAACAGCGUAUAAUCUUUGCAGGCAAGCAGUUGGAAGAUGGGCGCACCCUCUCCGACUAUAACAUCCAGAAGGAGUCAACCCUUCAUCUUGUGCUACGCCUAAGAGGAGGAAUGCAGGUAUUUGUAAAGACCCUGACUGGCAAGACCAUUACCCUUGAGGUGGAGUCCAGUGACACCAUUGAAAAUGUCAAGGCCAAAAUCCAGGAUAAGGAGGGCAUCCCUCCAGACCAGCAGCGUCUUAUCUUUGCUGGCAAGCAGUUGGAAGAUGGGCGCACCCUCUCCGACUACAACAUCCAGAAGGAAUCAACCCUUCAUCUUGUGCUACGCCUAAGAGGAGGAAUGCAGGUAUUUGUAAAGACCCUGACCGGCAAGACCAUUACUCUGGAGGUGGAGUCCAGUGACACCAUUGAAAACGUCAAGGCCAAAAUCCAGGAUAAGGAGGGCAUCCCUCCAGACCAGCAGCGACUAAUCUUUGCUGGCAAGCAGUUGGAAGAUGGCCGCUCCCUCUCCGACUACAACAUUCAGAAGGAAUCAACCCUUCAUCUUGUGCUACGCCUAAGAGGAGGAAUGCAGGUAUUUGUAAAGACCCUGACUGGCAAGACCAUUACCCUUGAGGUGGAGUCCAGUGACACCACUGAAAAUGUCAAGGCCAAAAUCCAGGAUAAGGAGGGCAUCCCUCCAGACCAGCAGCGUCUUAUCUUUGCUGGCAAGCAGUUGGAAGAUGGACGCUCCCUCUCCGACUACAACAUCCAGAAGGAAUCAACUCUUCAUCUUGUGCUACGCCUAAGAGGAGGAAUGCAGGUAUUUGUAAAGACCCUGACCGGCAAGACCAUUACCCUGGAGGUGGAGUCCAGUGACACCAUUGAAAACGUCAAGGCCAAAAUCCAGGAUAAGGAGGGCAUCCCUCCAGACCAGCAGCGUCUAAUCUUUGCUGGCAAGCAGUUGGAAGAUGGCCGCUCCCUCUCCGACUAUAACAUCCAGAAGGAGUCAACCCUUCAUCUUGUGCUACGCCUAAGAGGAGGAAUGCAGGUAUUUGUAAAGACCCUGACAAGACCAUUAUUGAGUGACACCAUUGUCAAGGCCAAAAUCCAGGAUAAGGAGGGCAUCCCUCCAGACCAGCAGCGACUAAUCUUUGCUGGCAAGCAGUUGGAAGAUGGGCGCACCCUCUCCGACUAUAACAUCCAAAAGGAGUCAACCCUCCAUCUUGUGCUACGCCUGAGAGGAGGAAUGCAGGUAUUUGUAAAGACCCUGACCGGCAAGACCAUUACCCUGGAGGUGGAGUCCAGUGACACCAUUGAAAACAUCAAGGCCAAAAUCCAGGAUAAGGAGGGCAUCCCUCCAGACCAGCAGCGACUAAUCUUUGCUUACAAGCAGCUGGAAGAUGGCCACACCUUUUCCGACUACAACAACCAGAAGGAGUUCAUCCUCCAUCUUUAG